CAGAUAUGCGCGAACUGUCUCACACGCUUUCUGCUCUUUAAGGAGGAUACGCGCGCCAGCAUCUUUCCCACUCAUUCCUGCUCAUUCACGAGAGAACGCCACAUGGAGUUUGUAUUCUUGUUUUAUUUCUCCGUCUUUAUUCGCGAAAGUUUUUGGCGAAGUAAAUGAAGGUUCAGUGAUGCGUUUGUUUGAGACGUUUCACUGAUGCGCACCUCGCGCUCGCUCUCGACGAAGAACACAUGAGAAUGAUGGAAUAGGCGUUUCUCUCUCCACCUUCACAAUGGGAUUAUUUAAACUUUAUUUUCUGCUUUGUACUGUCGGAGUUUUGUAUGUUUCAGGAUUUGGGGUUGACCCAGCAUUAAACGUGGACAUCUUCCAAGAGUUUGAUCUUGUUAAGUCAAGUGCCGGAGUCUCUCAAGUCCAGGGGUUCCACAAUGAGACCAGAGCUUAUCUGUUUGAAGGCUCAUCAAGGAAUGCAAGGGCUUCCCUCAAGGCAGCAGAGCGAAUCCUUAAGAAGUUGAGAGGGAGAACAGAGUUCACUCUUCUGCUGACCCUCAAGCAGGAGAAACUGAGCUCUGGAGUGCUGCUGUCCAUCCACUAUGGGGAGCAGAGGUUUCUGGAGGUAGAGAGCAGUGGUCUACAUAAUGAGAUCCGUCUCUUGUUUCAAACUGCAGACCAGCGGCAGCAAAGAGAGGUCUUCCCCUACAGUCUUGCAGAUGGACAGUGGCACAAAGUGUCUUUUGCAUUCAGUGCAACUCAGGUGGUGCUCCAUAUUGACUGCAACAGAAUUUAUGAAAGAAUUGUGGAGACGCCAUCUAUGGAUUUUCCCAGAGAAACAAAUGUCCGUCUGGGUCAAAGAAAUGAUGCCCAUGGGUUCUUCAGGGGUGUGAUGCAAGAUGUUCAGUUGGUGGUCGUACCUCAUGGAUAUAUCGUCCAGUGUCCAGAUCUCAACCGUACUUGUCCAACAUGCAACGAUUUCCAUGGCCUUGUGCAGAAGAUUAUGGAGCUUCAAGAUAUUCUGGCCAAAACAUCAAACAAGUUGGCACUUGCAGAAGAGAAGAUGAAGUACUUGGAUGGCUGUUACUGUGAGAAGACCUGCAACCAAUACGGAGAGAUAUACAGAGAGGACGAUGCCUGGAUAGAUGGAUGCAGAAACUGCACAUGCUCAAAUGGUACAGUGGAGUGUGAAAGUAUUUUAUGUCCACCACCCCAGUGCCCCCGUGAUACAGCUCCAGUCUACAUGCCUGGAGCAUGCUGUAAAGAGUGCCAGCCUGUCUGUCUGUUCAGAGGAAGGGUUUAUGUGGAAGGAGAUCAUAAAAGCAUACACGACUCUGAGGGAAACUGUCUGCUGUUUGAGUGCAGGGAUCAAAGUAUGCGUAGAGUUGAGAUGGCCUCCUGUCCAGAGCUGAACUGCCCAGAGUCAGAGCAGAUCACACUCACAGACCGCUGCUGCAAAGUGUGUAGAGGGCACGAUUUCUGCACUGAGGGUCACAGCCGCAGUUGCGUAGAGAACUCUGACUGCAUUAAUCUAGAGGCUGGAGCUUGCUGCAGCUGCAAGGUGGGAUACCAUCCUCUCAGGGAUGACAGCGCUUACUGCAAAGAUAUCGAUGAAUGUGCAGAAGGGAAGCACUACUGCAGGGAGAACACACUGUGUAUGAACACACUGGGAUCCUUCAUGUGUGUUUGUCACACCGGAUAUGUUCGUAUUGAUGAUUACUCCUGCACAGAGCAUGAUGAGUGUGUGCGUGGAUUGAAUGUCUGCGAUGAGAAUGCUCUUUGUUUCAAUAUGGUUGGUGGACACAGCUGCACCUGUAAACCAGGAUUUGUGGGUAACGGCACUUUCUGCAAAGCGCUCUGUGAGGGCCAGUGUCUCAAUGGUGGUUCCUGCAUUGCUCCUGAUACCUGUGUCUGUCAGCAGGGCUUCACUGGAAAGAGAUGUGAGACAGACAUUGAUGAGUGCUCAGAUGGAUUUGUCGAGUGUGACAGUCGAGCCACCUGCAUCAACCUACCUGGCUGGUACCACUGCGAGUGCCGCGAUGGUUACCAUGACAAUGGAAGGUUCUCAGCCAAUGGAGAGUCAUGUGAAGACAUCGAUGAAUGUGAGCUGGGGAGGCACACUUGUGCUAAUGACACCGUGUGCUUUAAUGUGGACGGAGGAUAUGACUGCCGGUGUCCACACGGCAAGAACUGCACAGGAGACUGUGCCCAUGAUGGAAAAGUGAAACACAAUGGGCAGAUCUGGGUUCUGGAUGAUGACAGGUGCUCGGUCUGCUCUUGCCAGACAGGGCUGGUGAUGUGUAGACGGAUGGUGUGUGAUUGUGAGAAUCCCACGGUGGACGUGCUGUGCUGUCCUGAAUGUGAUCCGCGCCUGAGUUCCCAGUGUUUGCACCAGAAUGGUCUGUUAGCUUACAGAAAUGGAGAAACCUGGGUAGAGAACUGCCAGCAGUGCCAGUGCAUGAGGGGAGAGGUGGACUGCUGGUCCAUACCGUGUCCGGCGGUCUCUGACUGUGAGUUUACAGUGGUUCCAGAGGGCGAGUGCUGUUCACGCUGCGUUACGGACCCCUGCCUGUCCGACACUGUCCAAAAUGACAUCACCAAGACCUGCGUGGAUGAGUACGGAGUCACCCGCUUUAGUGGCUCUGCUUGGACCAAACACGGCAGUGAGUGUUCCCUCUGCCAGUGCAAGAAUGGUCACAUCUGUUGCUCUGUGGAUCCUCUGUGCCUCUAGUCCUAUUCAAAGGCAAAAUUCUGAUCUGCUUUGUCUACACUGCAAAAACAUAUUGCUAACGGGUAUCUUAUUUACCAGUAAAAUAUCUGAGAAGCAAAACUCCAUAGGAUAUUAAAGGGAUAGUUCACCCAAAAAUUAAAAUUCUCUCAUCAUUUACUCACCCUUAUGUCAUCCCAGAUGUGUGACUUUCUUUCUUCUGCUGAACACAAAUGAAAAUUUGUGAAGAAUAUCUCUUAUAGUUCUUUUGGUCCAUACAAUGCAAGUGAAUGGUGACCAAAACGUGAAGCUCAAAAAUCACAUGUCAUAAUGUCUCCAGAAGCGAUAUGGUAGGUGUGGGUGAAACAACAGAUCACUUUCACAUUCUUCUUGUGCUUUUGAUGAUUCACAUUCUUAAUGCAUACCACCCCCUACUGGGCAGGGAGAAGUAUAUCUAGCCAAAAAUGUACUUAAAUAUUUAUCUGUUCUCAUAUACACCUAUCAUAUCUCUUCUAAAGAUAUGCAUAUAACCACUGGUGUCAUAUGGAUUACAUUUAUGUUGACUUUAUGUGCUUUUUGGAAUGUAAUUUUUUGGCACCCAUUCACUUGCAUUGAGAGGACAUAAAGAGCUGAAAUAUUCUUCUAAAAAAUCAUAAUUUUUGUUCUGCAGAAAGAAAGUCAUACACAUCUGGGAUGGCAUGAGGGUGAGUAAAUGAUGAGUGAAUUUUCAUUUUGGGGUGAACUAUCCCUUUAAGACUUUAUUUCAGAUAAUAUAUAUCAUGAAUUAAGUGAAUUUCAAACAAGUGCUAAAUUUGUCAGUGCUACAAGACAGAAUGCACUUAUAUUUAAGAUACUUCCUCUGAAAGAAAAAGGCCUCAAAAUGUUAUGCCGUUUUGCUUAUCAGGUAAAUAAAAAAAGACAAAGAUACUUAUGAAGAAUAUCUAUUGCAAGUGUUUCUUUCUCUUUGUUUUCUUUCUUUCAAUCUUUUUUCCACUCUCUGUACAGUUUCAUCCCCUCAGAAGAACAUUUUAUACCAAAUCUCCAUAUGUACUAUACCAUAAACAAUAUACAGACAGCUCAGUCCCUAAAGCACUCUUUUCAGCCACAUAACAAAAUAUAAAGAAGUAAAUCAACAGACGACAGCAUCAUUUCAGCUUUGAGCAGUGUUGCAAAUUCGCUUGCCGCAUCAAUCAUCAACAAUUUCAUUGGAAAUCAUGACACAAUAUGAGGUAACAUUUAGCAAAUUUCAUUCAGUUGUCAUGUUUUGAUGGUGAAACUACAUUGAAAAUAAAGAUUAACUUAUUGUUGAUCACCUUGUUUUCUGCUUAAUGGGUUCAGAAGACUCCAGACUUGGUUAAAGAACCCUUAAACUUCAUUUGUAAAUUUCCUACAGGCACUACCAGGUGCAGUGUUUCAUUCUUUCAGUAUUGAUGAAUGUUCAGCUCCCUUACCGAGAAAAUAUGAUCUUGAUGUUGUGAAUGGUUUAUUAAAUGUGUUUGUUAUUCUCACGUUGUUUAAAAUGUUUCUUUAUUUUUAAGUUUCAAGUUGCACCUUUUGCAAAUUGAUGUUUUGUUUUCUUCGAUGGCUUGGUACGCUAUUGUGUCAUGUGAAAUAAAAGGUUUCCACUG
This is a messenger RNA of Xyrauchen texanus (razorback sucker), 4332 nucleotides long. RefSeq names its product protein kinase C-binding protein NELL2-like. Lineage: Eukaryota; Metazoa; Chordata; Actinopteri; Cypriniformes; Catostomidae. Gene Ontology annotation, molecular function: protein binding; calcium ion binding. Bases 281 to 2728 code for a protein of 815 amino acids. The transcript is spliced from 20 exons. The record is from RefSeq and is a predicted model, not a curated record.